AUGGGUGUGUUCACAUAUGAAACCGAGAUCAACUCUGUCAUCCCCCCUGCUAGGUUGUUCAAUGCCUUCGUUCUUGAUGCUGACAACCUCGUCCCAAAAAUUGCACCACAGGCAGUUAAGAGCACUGAGAUCCUUGAAGGAGAUGGAGGCGUUGGAACCAUCAAGAAAAUUAACUUUGGUGAAGGUAGCACUUACAGCUAUGUGAAGCACAGAAUUGAUGGGAUUGACAAAGAGAACUUCGUGUACAAGUACAGUGUGAUCGAAGGAGAUGCAAUCUCUGAGACAAUUGAGAAGAUCUCCUAUGAGACUAAGUUGGUGGCAUCUGGCAGUGGUUCUGUCGUCAAGAGCACCAGCCACUACCACACAAAGGGUGAUUUUGAGAUCAAGGAAGAGCAUGUUAAGGCUGGCAAAGAGAAGGCCUCCCACCUCUUCAAGCUCAUUGAGAACUACCUCUUGGAACACCAUGAUGCCUACAACUAA
This is a messenger RNA of Prunus armeniaca (apricot), 480 nucleotides long. NCBI's taxonomy places the organism in Eukaryota, Viridiplantae, Streptophyta, Magnoliopsida, Rosales, Rosaceae. The record is from the annotation of a GenBank genome assembly.